This is a messenger RNA of Sus scrofa (pig), 988 nucleotides long. The record is from RefSeq and is a predicted model, not a curated record. Lineage: Eukaryota; Metazoa; Chordata; Mammalia; Artiodactyla; Suidae.
AUGUGGGCACAGGGCUGGAAUCACAGGUCACUGGAACAUCUUGGCAAACAGCAGCCGGAAGCAAGGGGCAGCUGGGCAAAUGGUUCUGGGACAUUGAUGGGCUUAGAUGAUGAAUGGUGGGGCUGGAGGAGUGGGGCUGGAGGUCGGCUUGGCGGCUUGGGAAGCAUCUAUGCCGUGCACGUCCCUGCCCAAGCCCAGUCUGCCUUUGGGAGCCCUUUUGAUCCUGCUACCCUCUCUGAGGAGGAAUCACGCCUCCUUUUGGCUGCAAUGGUGAAUGACUAUGAGCAGAUGAAGGCCCGUGAAAUGCAGAAGCAGAGGGCACAGGGCUCCUGCAUCAGUGUCCAGAAGAGAUCCUGCAACACUGCCACCUGCAUGACCCAUCGGCUGGUGGGCUUGCUCAGCAGAUCUGGGAGCAUGGUGAGGAGCAACCUGUUGCCCACCAAGAUGGGCUUCAAAGUCUUUGGUGGGCGCCGCAGGAACUUUUGGAUCUGAGCAGUGGGAUGAUUCCAGGAGGAAGGUGACUGCCCUUUUUGUACCUUCAGGUGGGAGGACAGAGGACUGGGUAUUGCAGGGGUGCAUUCCACACCCUAACCCUCUGUGAGCGCAUGGGGGUAAAACCUCCACAUGGCAAGGUGCCCACACCAGUGUCUGGAGAAAGGACUGAUAAUCCCUAUAACUGAAACAUUGGGCUCUUUCUCUCUGUUUCUCCAGUCUCUCCCUGUGACACUGACAUCAUCUGCCAGGAAAUAUAGACCCUGUUUACUUAAAACACUGUUCCCUGGGUAUUAAUUGGGGUCCAGCUCUAGCAUUAGAAUUUGAAAGGUAAUGACCCUACCCUUUUGGAGCAUACCUUACAAUGUUAUGAACUUGGAGCAUAGACUCGGAUUCAAAUACUGUGUCUGUCUUCCACUAACUGUGACCAUGGGCAAGUAUGCCUCUGAGCCUCAGCUUCUCCUUGUAACUUGAAGGCAGCAAUAGUAUCCUCAAU